Bombina bombina (fire-bellied toad) is the source of this 2631-nucleotide messenger RNA. It is a transcript of the gene AP5S1, whose product is annotated as adaptor related protein complex 5 subunit sigma 1. The record is from RefSeq and is a predicted model, not a curated record. Lineage: Eukaryota; Metazoa; Chordata; Amphibia; Anura; Bombinatoridae. Gene Ontology annotation, biological process: endosomal transport; double-strand break repair via homologous recombination. The transcript is spliced from 3 exons. Gene Ontology annotation, cellular component: AP-type membrane coat adaptor complex; lysosome; late endosome. The coding region runs from base 117 to 725 and encodes 202 amino acids.
CAGCCUUAGGUAACAGGAAGUGUGUCUACUCACUGCUUUGCUUUCUAUACGAAUCAAUCAGUGUGUAGUGUAGCGCAUAAGAAACAUGGCCGAGCACGUGACUUAAGGUCACCAUCAUGGUUUAUGGAUUCAUUAUUCACACAGUGGGCGCCAGCCCUGGUGGCAAUGACAAUAUAUGUAGAGUUCUGCACUCCAAAAUAUUCAGCUGUGAUAUCCUGGAUGAGAAGCUGAGAGCUGAAGAACAGUAUCUGGAGAGGGAGAGAUUAAAAAGGAAGGAGCAGAUAGCUGUGGUGGCAAGGCAGACAGAGUCUAUGUGUCUGCAGAUGCGCCAGGCUUCUGGCCGGCCGGCGAGUGACUUUGUUGUCCAUGCAGUGGAUGAGGCCAUAACUUUACAUGAGGAGGACGUUGGCGUUUACAGCCUGGCUCCUGGAGACCCCUUCAGUGAAGAGAAGAUUGUCCUGUGGGUGGGAGUCUUCUCGCUUGGCUUCUCUAUGAUCUGCGAUGCACAAGAUAACCUGACUCUAGCUGAAAGCAGCUUGCGGCUGGUUGUGAAGUAUCUGAUUGACUCGCUGAAGCUUCUCACACACAGCAGUAACGUUGUGCUAAAAGCAGACAAGAUUGAAAUGACUCUCAACAAGUUUAUGCCCCAUGGGCAGCUGCUUUUCCUUAAUCACCAAGCUGUACAGACGCUAGAGAAAGAGCUGAGCAGUGGUAUGAUCUACUAGCUUAAAUCAAAUACAGAGCUGGGUAUGGAACAUAAAGAGGCAGUAAACCUUGAGAUUUAAUAUAAACUAUUUAGUUAUGUGUAGCAUUAUGUAUUUUGCACCAUUUUCAUGUAAUUUAAAGGGAUAUACAACCCAAACUUUUUCUUUCAUGAUUCAGAUAGAGCAUGUCAUUUUAAGCAACAUUCUAAUUUACUCCUAUUAUCAUUUUUUUUUGUUCUCUUGGUAUCUUUAUCUGAAAAAGCAGGCAUGUAAGAUUAGGAGUUACAUUUAGCCACCAGUCAGCAAUCGCUACCCAGGUGCUGAACCAAACAUGGGCAGCCUCCUAAGCUUACAUUCCUGCUUUUUAAAUAAAGAUACCAAGAGAACAAAUCAAAAUUGAUAAUAGGAGUAAAUUUGAAAGAUGAUUAAAACUGCUGCUCUAUAUCUCGCUGGUUUUCAAACCUGUCCUCCGGCCUCUCUAACAGGGCACAUUUUGAGGACAAAAACUAAAGCACAGGUGAAAUAAUCAGUUGAUUAGAAAACCUGGUUAUUUGACCUGCUCUAAUCCAAGGUAAUCCUGAAAACCUGGCCUGUUGGGGAGGCCUGGGGACCGGUUUGAAAACCAGUGCUCUAUCUGAAUCAUGAUAAAAUGUGGUUUCAUGUCCCUUUAUCUCUGAAAAUGAUAUCUGUUUUUUUGUUGUUAGAAGUGGAAAUGCACCCUGAUGAGUUUUCAAGGCUAACUCCGCUGUAUAUUUUUCCAUAAAUGGCUUUUACUGAUAACAGCUGAAAAACAUUUUUCAUUUAUACUUCAUGACUGUGACCAUCCUUAUCGUCAGCAGACUAAAGCCCAAAUACGACAAAUGGAGGUGAGGGGUGUAGCUUGGCUAUCGACAAUCAAUAGCAGUUAAACUGAUAUUAUUUGUUUUAAAACAUUUAGACUUGGCUGACAUUUUAUUCUAUAGCAAAAUAACAGUAAUGCCUCAUAAUUGCAAGGUGUUUACUGUCCCUUAAAGGAAUACUUAACCCACUUUUUUUUCUUUAAUGAUUCAGAUAGACCAUGCAAUCUUUAUUUAAACAAGCAGGAAUUUCAAGCUUAGGAGCCAGCCUAUUUUAGGUUCAGCAUCCUGGAUAGCCCUUGCUUAUUGGUGGCUACAUUUACCAAACCAAUAAGCAAGCAUAACCCAGGUUCUGAACUAAAUAUUGGCCAGCUCCUAAGCUUACAUACAUUCCUGCUUUUGAAAUAAAGAUAUCAAGAGAAUGAAGAAAAAUUGAUAAUAGGAGUCAAUUAGAAAGGUGUUUAAAAUUGCUGCUCUAGCUGAAUCAUGAAAGAGAAAAUUUGGGUUUAGUGUCCCUUUAAACCGGAUCAGAAUUACCCAAUAGCUGUAAUGUAUUUCAUCUAUUGAUUCAUUAUUACUUGACUUAGCUUGCACAAAGGAUGGCUUUAUUGUUUAAAGGGACACUGAACCCAAAAUUUUUCUUUUGUGAUUCAGAUAGACCAUGCAAUUUUAAGCAACUUUCUAAUUUACUCCUAUUAUCAAUUUUUUUUUCAUUCUCUUGGUAUGUUUAUUUAAAAAGCAAGAAUGUAAGUUUAGAUGCCGGCCCAUUUUUGGUGAACAACCUGGGUUGUCCUUGCUGAUUGGACUGCACCAAUAAAUGAGUGCUGUCCAUGGUACUGAACCAAACAUUUGCUGGCUCCUUAGCUUAGAUGCCUUCUUUUUCAAAUAAAGAUAGCAAGAGAACGAAGAAAAUUGAUAAUAGAAGUAAAUUAAAAAGUUGCUUAAAAUUGCAUGCUCUAUCUGAAUCAUGAAAGAAAAAAAUAUGGGUUCAGUAUCCCUUUAAGGGGAUAUGAAAUAGUGCUCCUUUAGUAAAACAAAUAUGCUAAACCAAAGAAACAUAAAAACAAAUUGUGUAAAAAAACAGCAAACAA